AAAGGAGAGCCGAGAGGAGCUCCGGCAGACUCAAACUCGACUGAGCAGAGCGAUUUCAGCACCACAGCCAGUGGACAGCGACACUUUGUCUUUGACUCAACAUGGUUCUGAUCUGGACCCAGUUCGGUGUGAAGCAGAAAAACGGCAAUGUCAAGUGCAAAGUUCGGGUUAUGCACAGAGGAGACAGCUCCAGCUCCUCAUCCUCAGCUGAAAGUACCAAGUCUGAGCAGGAAGUGCCUUGCCUGUCCAUCAAACCUCAAGGCAAAGAUUUCUACAAAAUCCUAGGCAUCACCCACGAAUCCAAUGAGGACGAGAUCAAGAAGGCCUACAGGAAGCUGGCUCUCAAGUUCCACCCAGACAAGAACAGCGACCCAGACGCGGAGGACAAGUUUAAGGAGAUUGCAGAAGCUUACGAGGUUCUGACGGACCCCCAAAAGAGAAGCGUCUAUGACCAGUUUGGAGAAGAAGGCCUGAAAAAUGGAGUUUCAACAGGCCAGGGAGGUUUCCGAAACAACUUCCCCACCGACCCCCACGCCACCUUCUCCUCCUUCUUCCAUGGGUCCGACCACUUUGACAUCUUCUUUGGUAGCGACCCCGAAAGCGACGACGACCUCUUCAACCCCUUCAGACGCUUCACCUUCACCAACUUAGGCGGGUUUGCCGGCUACGAGGCGGGUCAGCGGAAAGGCCAGCAGUGGCUGCCAGGCCAAGCGGCGGUGCACGACCUGCUGGUGACCCUGGAGGACGUGAUGCAUGGCUGCACCAAGCACGUGAAGGUCACCCGCAGCCGCCUCAACCCAGAUGGUCGAAGUCUUAGGAGUGAGGAAAAGGUUCUGAAUGUGGUGGUGAAGAAAGGCUGGAAAGCAGGAACAAAGAUCACCUUCCCCAGGGAGGGAGAUGAAACGCCCGGUAGCGGCCCUGCAGACAUCACCUUCAUCCUCAGGGAUGAGGAGCACCCAACCUACAGGAGAGACGGCUCCAACAUCGUCUACACCGCCCAGAUCACCCUCAAAGAGGCUCUCUGCGGCUGCACAGUCAACGUCCCAACGCUGGACAGCCGGAUGAUGCCUCUGCCGUGCAGCGACGUGAUCAAACCCGGCGCCGUCCGGCGGCUGAGGGGCGAGGGUCUGCCCCUCCCCAAGAGCCCGUCUCAGAGAGGCGACUUGAUGGUGGAGUUCCAAGUGCUCUUCCCUGAUAGGAUCCCACCUCAGUCCCGGGAGAUCAUCAAGCACAGCCUGGGCCAGUGCUAGCCCAACCGCCAGUCGCCACACACUCUGUGUCUUUCUUUCACAACCACAGCCUUUGUCCAAGGUGCUACUUCAACAACCAAUCACAACCUCCGAUUGUGUUUAGAGGCAGCAGAGCCGUGAUGAGUUCUCGCUCAGGCUUGGACUAUGUGAGGAGUUGACUUUCUGCAGGCGUUUGGCACAAUGUACAACUGGGCUGCCACAUGAGCAGGGAGUGCACAACUGAUAAAUGGGCUAUUAGUUCUAUUUAGCUCCAUGGCCUUCACCUGAAGUGUGCUGUUACACCUUCAGCAGGUAUCAGUGUGCUGUUUGAGUCUGUAUAGACUUCCUUAAACCUGAAAUGGUAGAAAAAUGUGAAAAUAUAUCACUCAAAUCCUUUUUUUCUUUCUUAGCACUCUUAUAGUUAUAUGGUGCUCAUAUGACUGAUCUUUUUGCAUUGAUUUAUUACAAUAGCAACUUGUUCUUGUGUACAAAGAUCUACUUUGUGUACAAAAUGAAAAAAUAUUGUCUCUAAAAGAGAUUCAAUGUCAAAUGUUCUAUUGAAUUAAAUAAAACAGUUUGUAAAUA
Molecule: messenger RNA, 1814 nt
Organism: Oryzias latipes (Japanese medaka)
Lineage: Eukaryota; Metazoa; Chordata; Actinopteri; Beloniformes; Adrianichthyidae
Product: dnaJ homolog subfamily B member 5
Cellular component (GO): cytosol
Molecular function (GO): protein-folding chaperone binding
Source: RefSeq, a predicted model, not a curated record